Molecule: messenger RNA, 2306 nt
Organism: Nilaparvata lugens (brown planthopper)
Lineage: Eukaryota; Metazoa; Arthropoda; Insecta; Hemiptera; Delphacidae
Gene: ArgRS
Product: arginine--tRNA ligase, cytoplasmic
Exons: 12
Coding region: 207-2273 (688 amino acids)
Biological process (GO): arginyl-tRNA aminoacylation
Cellular component (GO): cytoplasm
Molecular function (GO): arginine-tRNA ligase activity; ATP binding
Source: RefSeq, a predicted model, not a curated record
AACUGGUCUAAGGUGCAAAGGAAUUUUCGAUACAUCGAGCGAGAACUGAUGUUGAUUUACUGUAUCAAUAUCAAAAUCAAUUAUCAAUAGUUUGCAGGAAGAUUUUGACACGUUGUUUUGUUCUGAAUGUUAUAUUAUUAAAUCAUAAAUAUUAAGAACAAAUAACAGAUCCAUCUGAAACUAUCCUACGAAAAUUCAAUGAUAUCAUGGAUCCAGAUUUGGAAUCUUUGAAGAGAAGAACUGCUGCGUCUGAAGAUAAACUUCAGAGAAUCAUUGAGACAUUCAACAAGUUGAAGCAAGGAUAUGAAAAUUUAAACUCAGAAGAUGAUGUACCACCUGAGUUGGUUGAUCUUGCAUUGAAAAAUGCUAAAUUGAAGUACCAACUAAAUAUAUUGAAUAGAGCUAUUGAAGAGGAAAAGAAGAAACUGUCGUCGGCAGGUGGCAAGAGUGUAACGGCGACGGCGCCAGUUGGCAAGACUGGUUCGGCACCCGAGAGCGUAAUGGAGGAGACAAGCGUUCGCGCACGGUUGGCAGCCCUGUUCGCGACGGCUAUUGCCCGGGCAUUCAGUGAUGUGCCUGAUGCGCCUGUGUUGCUCGAACUCUCCAAAUACGACAAGUUCGGCGACUACCAGUUCAACUCUGCCAUGGCCAUAUCGCAGAUACUCAAGGCUCAAGGCAUCAAGAAAUCACCUCGCGACGUAGCGCAAGCUAUCUACUCAGAAAUUCCGAGCAACAAAAUGAUCAAUAAGCUGGAAAUAGCGGGCCCCGGAUUCAUCAACAUCUGGCUGGAGCGAUCCGUCGGUCAGGAAGUGCUCGGUGACAUUCUCAAGAACGGCGUGCGACCUCCCAAGCUCAAGAGAAAGCUGAAGGUCAUUGUCGACUUCUCGUCGCCCAAUAUUGCUAAAGAAAUGCAUGUCGGUCAUCUAAGAUCGACAAUAAUAGGCGACAGCAUCAGCCGGCUGCUGGAGUUUGUGGGUCAUGACGUGCUACGACUGAACCACGUGGGCGACUGGGGCACUCAGUUCGGAAUGUUGAUCGCCCAGCUCACCGACAUGUUCCCCGACUACCUGGUCCGGUCGCCCUCUGUCUCCAACCUGCAACAAUUCUACAAGCAGAGCAAACAGCGUUUUGACGAGGAUGAACAGUUCAAGAAGAGGGCCUACGCCUAUGUGGUCAAAUUGCAAAGCUUCGAGCCGGACACCAUCACAGCUUGGAAGCUGAUCUGUGAUGCGUCCAGGAAAGAAUUCCAAAAAGUAUACGAUCGCCUAGGUAUCAAAUUGGUGGAAAGGGGAGAAUCGUUCUACCAGAAACACAUGGAAAAGCUGGUUAAAGAUCUAGAUUCGAGAGGUUUACUAGAAGAGGACGAAGGUAGAAAGGUCAUGUUUAGUGGCGUUGAAGGACAAAUUCCAAUGACGAUAGUGAAGUCGGAUGGUGGAUUCACGUACGAUACCUCCGAUCUUGCCGCAUUGAAGCAACGUAUCCAAGACGAAAAAGCUAAUUGGACAAUUUACGUAGUUGAUAGUGGUCAGUCACUUCAUUUUCAACUGCUUGAACACUGUGCCAAAAAAGCUGGAUUCAUCAGCAACGAUUUCAGGUUUGAUUUUGUUGGCUUUGGUGUGGUUCUUGGCGAGGACAAGAAGAAAUUCAAAACGAGGUCCGGGGAAACGGUGCGAUUGGUUGAACUGCUGGAUGAAGGCGUGAAGAGAGCUCGCGAAACGCUUGUUGAGAAAGGAAGAGACAAGGUGCUUGAGGAGUCUGAACUGCUGGCCGCUCAGAAUUCAGUGGCCUAUGGCUGCAUCAAGUACUCAGAUCUGGCGCACAAUCGCAUCAACGAUUAUGUUUUCUCGUUUGAUAAGAUGCUGGAAGACAAGGGAAACACAGCUGUCUACCUUCUGUACGCCUACACGAGGAUCUGUUCAAUUGCUAGAAAUGCGAACAUCACUCGCCAGCAGAUCACAGACUCGAUUGCUGCCAACGAGGCCCUUUCGCUAGACCAUCCCAAGGAAUGGAAGCUGGCCAAGGUUCUGUUGAGAUUUGAAGAUGUCAUCGUGCGAAUUACAGCAGAUCUGUACUUGCAUCAACUUUGUGACUUCCUUUAUGAAAUAGCUACCAGUUUUACAGAGUUCUACGACAGUUGUUACUGUAUAGAAAAGAACAAAACAGGUGAAAUAAUAAAAGUUCACAUGGGUCGGCUUCUGCUGUGUGAAGUGACAGCUUCGAUAAUGGCCAAAUGCUUUGACAUUUUGGGUCUUGAACCGGUUUCACGAAUGUAACACAUAAACUAGAAUAAAAAAAUUGAUAAAUUA